This is a messenger RNA of Daldinia childiae, 1884 nucleotides long. RefSeq names its product AP-3 complex subunit delta-1. Gene Ontology annotation, cellular component: endosome membrane; AP-3 adaptor complex; membrane coat. Gene Ontology annotation, biological process: protein targeting to vacuole; Golgi to vacuole transport. The transcript has a single exon. The record is from RefSeq and is a predicted model, not a curated record. Bases 1 to 1884 code for a protein of 627 amino acids. NCBI's taxonomy places the organism in Eukaryota, Fungi, Ascomycota, Sordariomycetes, Xylariales, Hypoxylaceae.
AUGGUCAGCGGCGACAAUCUCGUGUCUAUUGUCGGCCGUCUCAUGAGACAACUCAAGCUGUCUUCAGGAGAUCGCAGGGCUACGAAUCAUUCGGGGCCAAGCUCCGAGGAUUCAGACGACGAAAACUUUGAGAGGACAGUUGAUUCCGCUCCAAAAUCAGCGAGCCAAUCCCCGCCGCUUCCAGAUGAUUACAAGGUCGAUGUGAUCAACAGAAUACUAAAUAUGUGUUCUCAAAAUAAUUACGGCUUCUUAACAGAUUUCGAGUGGUAUAUUGAUAUACUGACGCAGCUUGUUCGGACUGCUCUGUUACCACGACCUGCAGACGAUGUGGACUUACUUUCUGCACCUGGGAGGUCGAGCAGCGGUGAUAUAUCUGAGAAAAUAGGGAACGAAUUACGGAAUAUUGCUGUCAAGGUCCAGGCGCUUCGUCCCGCGUGCGUUCGCGCCGCUGAGUCGAUUAUAUCUCAACUAAAUAGCGAGACUAGAAUUGGGCGCACGAUUGCUUCGGGGACAUUGAAACCAGCUGCUUGGAUUCUCGGUGAAUUUUGUUCAGAAUUAUCUUCCCCAGACGAUAUUCUUGGAGCACUGUUGCAACUAUCCCGGGGGACUUCACCACCAGAGUCUCUUGCAGCCUGCCUUCAAGCGGCCAUGAAAAUUUUCUCGUUGGUUGCCGGAGACCAAUUAACCCCUUGGACACCUGAGCGCAAAUCCAAGAUCUCGCUCCUGAUGGCUCGCAUUAUUCAUUCCUUCGAGACUUUAGUACAGCAUCCAAACCUGGAGGUUCAAGAACGAGCAGUAGAGUUCAUAGAACUGCUAAAACUUACUGCGGAAGCGGCAUCUAGUCAGGAAGCUUCGACAGAAACCGUCCACCAAGAUCCUCCUUUGCUACUCACCCAAGCAAUACCCUCCCUUUUUGCUGGUUGGGAAUUAAAUUCGGUUGCUCAAACAGCCCAGAAGAAUGUCCCAUUUCCAGAAGGGUUAGACCUUGACGAACCUAUAAAUCCAAACCUCAACUUCUUACUCGCAUCUGCUGAUUCAAUAUCAAUACCAGUCGACGAGUCAGAUGAGUUUGAGAGUUAUUAUUAUCAACGACCGCCCGCGACGAGUAUAGCCUCCGAGCCAGCAAUCAACAAGCUGGCAGAUGCUCGCGAGGACACUGCCAGCUCUUACCAGCAGCCUACCGAGGAGACCUAUUUGGAUGCAGAUAUAUUAGCCAAAAGAAAGGCCGAGCGUCUGGAAAGGAACCGAGAUGAUCCAUUCUAUAUCGGAGAAAUCAAUUCUAUUCAGAGAUCAUCAACGCCGAUACAUAAUAUACUCCAAAAUUCGAAUGGUCCUGACUUAGAUGUCGACUCGAUUCCUAUCAUGGAACUUGACCUCGAUAAACUUAGCGCAGGCGUCGAUCAUUCCCGACAUGUAGCGUCCAAACCAGCCCGCCGUCCGCCGCGGCAGAAGAUCGUUGUUGCCGCAGAUGAAAAUCUAGGUAGCAGUGGCUUAAGCACGCCAAAGAACUACGACUCCGAAAAUAAUUCGGACACCGCUGCCAAGGCCCGAGCCGGUAGCAAGAAGCUCAAGCAAUCGCUUCUCGGUGUCGACUCUACCAGCAUCGGCGCGCUCAGCCUCGAAGAUGACCCGGCCGGUCGCGCCUACGAUCCCGAGGCCCAGCAGCGCGAGGAAGCUGAGAUGGCGCAGGCCAUGAAGGAAGUCGAGCGUCUACGCCUCGAGAUGCAGCGCGCAAAUGAGCGCAUACAAGUCGCCCAGGGCGUCGAUGCCGCUGGCACCGUCGUUAAGAAGAAGAAGGCCAAGAAGCCGAAGACGACGGAUCCUGACGGCGAAGGGGAUUCCACGGUCAAGGUCAAGAAGAAAAGAAGAAGGUCACACCUAUAG